AUGAAUGUAAAAGUGACUAUGUCUAAUGACCAAAGAGUUGCAUAUCUUAACUUUCGUUACCCAGAAGAUGCAAGAGAAGCAUUAGCCAAAGGUGCUAAAUUCUUGUUUGAGCGAGACUUGAAGAUAAACCCAGUUUUUAACAAACGCCGAAAUAUUAGUCCUAAUCGCAGUGUUUUACCUACUAUGCCAAGCGGACCACCUGAUCAGUUUUACUCAAGCCGGCGCACACCACCCCCGUAUGAAAGGAGGCCUCCGCCCCCAGAUGGAUUUUAUGAACCUCGCAGUGAUUACCGGCCAGGCCCACCUUCGACGAGUGGCCCAGCAUCAUCACACGAAGAUGACAGAAAAAGUGAAAAGUUUCCAUAUCACCUUGACCAUGUUGACCCAGAAUAUGAUGAUAAAGCAACAAGAACUUUAUUUGUAGGAAACUUAGAUGUUACCAUCACAGAUUACGAUUUGCGAAAUAUUUUUGGAAAGUUUGGAAUGGUUGAAGAUGUGGACAUUAAGCGGCCAGUUCGCAACAAUGGCAAUGCAUAUGCAUUUAUUAAAUACAUAAACCUUGAUUAUGCUCAUAGAGCCAAAGUGGAAAUGUCUGGAAAGUAUAUUGGUAGAUUUCAAUGUAAAAUUGGUUAUGGCAAAGUAACACCAACCACAGUUGUCUGGGUUGGGGGUUUGGGACCUUGGGUGACAGUCGAGACUCUGGAACGUGAGUUUGACAGAUUUGGUGCCAUUCAACACAUUGAGUGGCCAAGAAAUAAAAAUUUUGCUUAUGUCAUUUAUGAUAGUAUUGAUGCUGCCCAAGCGGCUUGUCAGCAGAUGAGAGGAUACCCACUUGGUGGCCCAGAGAGGCGCUUACGCCUUGAUUUUGGUGAAAAGGAGCACCUUACCCGUAGCCAUAGUUUGCCUGACUAUCACUACCCUCCACCAAAAGGUUAUACACCUUUGCCUGAGCAGCCACCUGUUCCAUGGAGAGGUCCGCCACCUGAUGUUACUGAUCGCCGUUAUGAAGAUUGGAAGCGUGCUCAAGUGGACUACAGAGCACCACCUGCUGAUACAUUUCAUGAUGCUACUCGAAGGCAUGAUGAUUAUCUCUAUCCACAUGAUGCUGAAAGGCGCCGCGAGCGAACACCCGAAUAUUCCAAAGCUUCUUAUGCUGGACAGCGAUCACCAGAAAGAAGCAGAGAAUACAGAAAUGACAGAGCUCAGUCUCGAGAGGAUGAUCGUUAUGUGUCUGAAAGAAGAGAUUACAGGGCUGCUAGUCCAGAGGGAGAUUAUGUCAAACAAUGCCGUAGUUUAUCAGAGUUGUCUAAAUUGCUUCCGGUUGCCUGGAAUGGCGCCCUCAUCCUGAAAAGUUCAUCUUUUGCGACCCGCAUGCAUGUUGUUGGUGGUGAUGUAACUUUAGUGGAUACCCUCAUGCGAGACCCAACUUCAACAGAAUCUCCUGUUUUGAAGAUCACACAGCGUCUCCGUCUUGACCAGCCAAAGUUAGAUGAUGUUGCCAGGCGAAUUCAAGCUGCCGGUCCACGGGGUCACUGUAUUCUUCUGGCCGUACCAAGCUCUCUCCCAAACUAUGAGGAUAACGGAGCUGCCAUCCAGCAGAGGCCACUGAAAAAUCUGGUGACAUAUCUUAAACAGAAAGAAGCGGCAGGAGUGAUCUCUCUUCCACCAUUCCCCUUCCAAGGGAAGAAGGAUGUUGGCGUUCUCCAUGCUUUUCCUCCAUGUGAUUUUGGUUUUAACUUUUUGAAAAACCGAGCACCCAAACUGUCACCAGAGUCCGCAAAAGAGGAUCACCUUGUCAUUGUGGUAGUUCAUGGUUCUGCUUAA
This is a messenger RNA of Candidula unifasciata, 1824 nucleotides long. The record is from the annotation of a GenBank genome assembly. NCBI's taxonomy places the organism in Eukaryota, Metazoa, Mollusca, Gastropoda, Stylommatophora, Geomitridae.